UGAUGCUCGUCUCACCUUGAGUUCAAGGUAAGAAUAAAUGCCAGGAUAUUAUAUAUUUUAAAUUCGAACGUUUUUAAGAGUUUAUGCCACAACACUGAAAUCUAUUGAGCACAUUUGAACUUUAACAUUUUGGUUUUUCACUUUAAUUAAACAAAAUGUUCAUAUUUUUGUAUUUACUCAAUGAAUUCACAAUUAUUUAACUAAAAGCAAAAUAGCCCAUAGGCACUUACAUUGCGAUCUAAUAGGCUACAAAUGUUUGAAUCAUUUACAUAAAUGGCAUUUCCAAAUAUGAUAAUGAACUGCAUUUAUUUUACAAUUAUGGAGAUGAAGCUGCUUCAAGAUGAUGAAACCAACAUAGCUCGCCAGACUAAACCAAAUAAGGUAAGAAUUGAGAGUACAGCCGAAAUAAUAUUAGAAAUGUGCUGAAAGCAAGCGACAUAAGUUUAACCCGUUUCUCCUGUAUGUUCAUCACAUAGUGGGAAACGAGAGCCAACAGGUGUCCGUUUUCUAUACCUGUGUGUAACGUGAAGGAUGGCUCAAGUCUCAAUGACAUGUUGCACCACCAGGCAGUCAAGGUGCGUUUACAGUUUGUGAUGCUUUGUGUGUGGCGUGUUACCGUACCGCAAUUUAUUUGCUUGACUCUUUUGUUUAAAUUAUGAAGCCGCGCAUCAAUUUUAGUGUUUUCUAUUUCAUAAAAGAUGGAACACUAUAAAAUAAAGCAACAACUUUGAAUUGAAACGUUCUUAUUUUAUUUCAUAUGCAGAACCAACCAUGCACAUCUAAAGUUUGUGAAGGUUCUGUCAUGACUCCGAAGUCACUAAUGCGCUGUCCCAAAGAUGCUGCUCUUGAAAUCCUACCUCAGGCUAUCGACCUAAUCAACCAAUACUACAAGUCCUUCAAAAUGUAAGUAAUACGUGUAAUCCUUCUCUAAAGACGAUGACGAUUAUUAUUAUUAUUCCAAAAUUGUGCAACCCAUUGCCGGACACCACUAAGCGCAGAAUCUGUAAAAUACACACUGUUGGUUAAAAUUGCAAUAUUGUUUAAUGCCUUAUAGGCAUUUAUAGUUUGUAGCCUAUAUUUUCUGUCCUUCAUUUAAGAGCCUUUAUAAACCCUUCACUGUACAAGGCCUUCAUAGAUGCUUCAUAAAUUAUGACAGUAUGGGAAAAUAGUUAAGCCAGUUAUCAUUUAUAGCCUAUUGUACGAAUUUGCUUAGAUAAUUUAUGAAGCAUCUAUGUGGGCCUUAAAAAAGGUUUGUAAUGAGAAAAAAAUAUCCCCUCUAUAUUGUAUUAUUUGUUUGUUUUCCAUGAUUUACACAUAUCCUAAUUUAAUCCCAAAUGCAUAGCCCCAAAAUUGAACACCACCUCGCCAGAUUGGAGGAAAUUGCUAUGGAAAUAGGUUCCACAGGAACCUAUCAGCUGACUAUGGAGGAAUUAGUGUUUGGGGCUCGACAAGCAUGGAGGAACGCCCCAAGAUGCAUCGGCAGGAUUCAGUGGUCCAAUUUACAAGUAAGAAAAACAUACAAGGCAGAAGAUACAUUUCUGUUUCUCAUGAUCUAUUGGGUAUCAAUAUCAGUAUCUAUUCUAUUCUAUUCUUCUAUGUGUUUUUCAUGCAUGCACAUGGGCGUGUGGGAUAUGUUCUAUGUGUAGGUUAGCCUAAUUAAUUAUGUUUAUUGGAUUGUUCUGCAGUUGUUUGAUGCCAGAAAGUGCAAGACUACUCAGGAUAUGUUCCAGUUUCUGUGCGAACACUUACAGUUUGCCACAAAUGGAGGAAACCUAAGGUAAACAAACACAGCACAGCGCGAUUGUAAUUGAAAGGUAAUUUUCGAUUGACCCAUCAUAUGCAGCUUUUACGUGAAAGCAGUCUCUGCGAACGCGGGAACAUUGCCUUUUAAUUUAAAUCGGGCUAUAGCGUGCAUCUUCGACGCACGGAUUGAAUCUAGGUCUAGGUGACCGACAGACCUACUUUCUGAGGUAGCCUAACUACCAGCAUUCUUCGUGAAACAUGAAAGGAUUGGAAGUAUGAUAUAAUGAGGCAGAGGGCAGAAAACACUAAGUAAAGAUAAUCUCUUCAAAACAAGACUCUCAACUCUGUGCAGUGGUGGAAAAAGUACUCAAUUGUCAUACUUGAGUAAAAGUAAAGAUACCGUGAUAUAAAAUGACUCAAGUAAAAGUGAAAGUCACCCAGUAAAAUACUACUUGUGUAAAAGUCUAAAAGUAUUUGGUUUUAAAUAUACUUAAGUAUCAAAAGUAAAUGGAAUUCCUCAAGUGUAGUUAAGUAUCAAAAGUGAAAGUAUAAAUCAUUUCAAGUUCCUUAUAUUAAGCAAACAAGAUGGCACAAUUUUCUUUUCUUUAUUGAUGGAUAGCCAGGGGCACACUUCAACGCUCAGACAUAAUUUAAGAAUGAAGCAUUUGUGUUUAGUGAGUCCGCUAGAUCAGAGGCAGUGGGGAUGACCAGGGAUGUUAUCUUGAUAAGUGUGUGAAUUGGACCAUUUUCCUGUCAAAAUGUAAGAGUACUUUUGGGUGUCAGGGAAAAUGUAUGGAGUAAAAAGUACAUUAUUUUCUUUAGGAAUGUAGUGAAGUAAAAGUUGCCAAAAAUAUAAAUAGUAAAGUAAAGUACAGAUACCUCAAAAAACUACUUAAGUAGUACUUUAAAGUAUUUUUACUUUAGUACUUUACAACACUGACUGUGUGUGAAGUUAGAAAUGUGUAAAAUGUAAACUACAGGUUUGUUCCACUAACUGUGAGUCACUCACUAACUGUAAGUCGCUCUGGAUAAGAGUGUCUGCUAAAAUACUAAAAUGUAAAUGUACAAAUGUAAAAUAUAUUCUGCUAAUACACCUGUCUCACGCGUUAUUUCUUGCACCUUUACUCCGUGAGGACAAUACUGUAGGUCAGGGGUCCCCAAUUACAUUCAGCUGUAGGCCGAUUUUUUCUUGAGCGGUUGUUCGGGGGGCCGGAACAUAGUCAUAAAUAAUUUGUACACUGCAUAUUGACCGCAAGAAUCCCAAACAGAUAUAGUAUUUGACAAAAACUGAAUAAUUUCAAACCUUGAUUACGUUGGGAUACGGUCACAUAUGCCUCUCUAUUUAUGCGUUGGAAUACUUGGGAACAGAUUUCUUAAAUUAAAAUCACUUUGAGCUGAUUUCCUAGUGAUUGUAUUGUACAAAAAUUAUUAGGCUAUUUAUUUAUUUUUUCCUCAGAAAUCUUGGGGCGACAAAUAAAAUCUCCCAUGGGCUGCCUAUUGGGGAACCCUGCUGUAGGUCAUUCACUCUGUGAUGGGCCAGUUUCUCAAAGUCCUUCCAUUAAUAUUUCAGUUUGUCCAUAUAUGUUAUUACAGAUCUUCUUCUUGUGUCUUAUUUAUUUCAGGUCUGCAAUUACCAUCUUUCCUCAGAGAAAGGAAGACAGGCAUGAUUUCCGGGUGUGGAACAGCCAGUUGGUGAAGUAUGCAGGUUACCAGAUGCCUGAUGGCAGUAUCCAGGGAGACCCAUCCAGUGUAGAAUUCACUAAGGUACUAUAUCUAGUAGCUAUAGCCACCAGGCUCCACCCCAGCUAUUUCAAUAACAUUCAUUCAAACAUCUAGGAUUGAGCAUUUUAGGCUCAGAUACUGUAUGUGCUCGUUUGAAAGUAUACAUUUUAAAAAGUUACUGUUACUUUUGUCCUGUGUUCUUAAAGAUCUGUAUCCAGCUUGGAUGGAAACCUCAGUACGGCCUCUUCGAUGUGUUGCCACUAGUACUGCAGGUCAACGGGGAGGACCCAGACCUUUAUGAAAUCCCUCCACACCUGAUCCUGGAGGUUCCCAUGGAACACCCCCAGUGAGUGACUUUAGCCAUGUUUCUAUUGGAUGGUUAUCUAAACACACUUUUGAGAACAAAUACAAUGUCAAGCCUGCAGAUAGUUAUCAUAGCUAUUUCCACAACAUACAAUGACUUUCAUUGGCAAAGAGAUGUUGCUAGGUUACGAUACCACUACAUAACAGUUAUGUUAUGACACACGUGUAUGCAAAUCCGUUUGAUUCCAUACUAGAUUUGCCAUUGAUUGGAUUCAUUAGAGACACAGUAUUCAGACCAUUAGAGACACAGUAUUCAGACCAUUAGAGACACAGUAUUCAGACCAUUAGAGACACAGUAUUCAGACCAUUAGAGACACAGUAUUCAGACCAUCAGGUCUCCAUAGCCAUGGGGAUGUUUUUAAGUAGUAGUUAUCUAAUUAAAUCAAUGUGUUAUGUGGCUGCCUGGGUAAAUUCAAACCAUUGCCCCCAGUCGUUCAAGAGCUCAAGGUUUUUUAAAUCAGCCGUCUGAGGAACGGAGCUGAAUGGGAGAGAGUGAAGAGCUCUAUAGAACUUGUCUACGCGGCACGUUCCUUUAUCCAAAUAGUUUCCCAAAGCCAGGUCUAGGAGGGCCCAAUGACCUGUACCAUUUUCUUUUAUUUAAAUGUCUAACCACUCCAAAGUGGUCCUUCAUUCGUUUCACUGGACACAAUACUGAGUUGAGUCAAGUGUUUCAAGCACCUUUGGUAGAGUGAGCACAACUGUGUGUGUAACUCAUUGUGUAUGAAAAAGAUGUCACAUUGAGGACUGAAUGAUUCACUACAGAAACUAACCACAUCUAUCCUAGUGGUGGUGUUUUUUGGUCAUGCUCUUUUAUAUAUUAUUAGCAGAUAUAUUGUGUUGAUCUUUCAUCACUAGGCAUAAGUGGUUCCAAGAUCUUGGACUGAAGUGGUAUGCUGUGCCUGCGGUGUCCAACAUGCUGCUGGAGAUUGGUGGACUUGAAUUCACAGCCUGUCCCUUUAAUGGCUGGUACAUGGGCACUGAGAUUGGCGUGAGGGAUUUCUGUGACUAUCAGCGUUAUAACAUCUUGGAGGUAAGGCUCACUUUCACAGGUAAUCUCUAUGACUACCGCACAGGGUUGUGCUCUGCAGGAUUAGCAAAUGUUUUGAAAUGGAGGAGGUAACCUCAUCUGGAAUAACCAAAAAGCGAAUUUUCUGUUUAAAAAUGUUUUCUUGUUUCAUGCCUCUGUAACAUAACCCUGGCUGACUUGAUAAUGAUGCAAUGGUUGAGAAUGUUUUGGCUUCCUGCCCGUACAGGAAGUGGGUCGCAGGAUGGGCCUGGAGACACACAAGCUGUCCUCACUGUGGAAGGACCAGGCCUUGGUGACCGUCAAUGUUGCAGUCAUAUACAGUUUCCAGGUAACCUAUGACUUUCACGUAUACAGGGCCAAUCCAAAGGCAUGUUACCAUUUUUUCUCAUCUUUUUCAACUGUUACCAUGCACCUGCAAAAAAGAUAGCUCAGAUGUGCGAGUGCCUUUUGAAUUAUGUUAUUCCCAGUAGAAAUCCCAAGUUAUGUUGUUGUUGUUUUGUUACAUAAUUUGUUUUUUUAAUACCUACAAUUUUAAAUAAGAUGGUUCCAUCCCAUAAUAUUUAGCCAGAGGAUGCUACACUACAAUGAAAACUGUUCAGCCGUCAACUGGAGUUUUCCUUGAGAUAAAUGCACUCCUUUUGUCUCAUUACUGUACGCUGCAGAAGAACAGGGUGACCAUCACAGACCACCACUCUGCAGCCGAGUCCUUUAUGAAGCACAUGGAGACAGAGUUCCGGCUGCGCGGCGGCUGCCCUGCAGACUGGGCCUGGCUGGUUCCUCCCAUGUCUGGCUCCCUCACCCCCGUCUUCCACCAGGAAAUGGUCAACUACAUUCUCUCUCCCUUCUUCUACUACCAGGUAGAUACUGAGACACCAUCUUGUAUUGUGCAUAGUAUAUAGGCUAUGUCAUUCAUCUGGUUAAGCUCCACCUUACAGAAUUACAGGGGAGUUGCUAUAUGACCGUCUGUGACUGUUGUUGUUGUUGUUUGAAGCCCGACCCCUGGUUGACCCAUGUCUGGAGAAAUGCGGAGAAGUGCCUGAGGAAGCAACAGAUCAGCUUCAAAGCUGUGGCCAGGUAAUCUUCCAUGGACUAUGACACCCAUAUCUGUAAUGCUUUAUAAACACAUUCAUGAUGAGUUAUAAAUUAUAAUGCAGUCCUAAUCAUAUCAUUGACAUAGCUAUAAAUGCACAUAAUGGUUGAGGUUGCGCUAAUCCAUGCUCAUAAUGCAUUACAAAGUAUUAUCAUUCAUGUCUGGUUCCCUCCUAUAGGGCGGCGCUCUUUUCUUCAACCCUUAUGAGAAGAGUGCUGGCUAACAGGGUGCGCUGCACUGUCCUGUAUGCCACUGAAACAGGGAAAUCACAGACAUUGGCCCAGAGACUGAACUCCAUGCUAAACUGUGCCUUCAACUCCAGGGUAGGAGAUCCAUCUCAUCUCUAUGAAGGCUGAUAAGGGGCCUUCUGCCUCAGGCUAAUAUGCUUCAGGGCAUUUGUGUGUAUUAACCACUGUGAAUCAAUGUAAAACUGUAGUUUAAUUGGAACCUAAAUGUAUGUGAGUACUAUAUUGAGCUCAUUCUGAGUUAAUUUACAGAAUACGUAAUGGGGAGUUAGCUAGCUAGUAAUAAUGGUGCUGAUUGAGGUAACCAUGGUAAAAUCCAGUAUGAAAAUGUAUGCACUCACUAACUGUAAGUCGCUCUGGAUAAGAGCGUCUGCUAAAUGACUAAAAUGUAAAUGUUAUCUGCUUGUACAUUAUACAAUCUGUUGAUGUCUUAAGUCACUACUGUCCUCAAAAUGCAGAAUUACACAAAGUUUACAAAGUUAACUAAAGCUGCUCUGUAUAUAUUUAAAGUUACUCUGUAUGGAGGACUACAACUUCAGUGACAUGGAACAGGAGAGCCUUCUGGUUGUGGUAACAAGCACCUUUGGGAAUGGAGACUCCCCUGGAAAUGGAGAGGUGUGUUUUUGUGUAUUUUGAAGAUAUUAACAAUAAUAUUUCCCCCCACAUUUAUAAAAUAUAAUGUCUCAAUAUUCAACACAUGUUAAUAUUUAUUUCCCUAGAGUUUUAAGAAGCAGCUUUUCUCCUUGCAGUAUCUUAGGAACAAGUUAAGGUGAGUAGUAUCUCAAGCAUUUCUCUCUGCAUUGUCCUCUCCGUACUGGGCUGUACAUGUACAUGUCUUUAAGAUGUACUAAUUUGAUGAAGUGGCAGCUUGACUACAGUCUCUGACACCUCUCUUUGGUUUUGAAACUGGUCUUAUCCCCCCUCUCCUCCCCUAGGUACUGUGUGUUUGGGCUGGGCUCCAGGAUGUACCCACAGUUCUGUGCGUUCGCCCAUGCCGUGGAUGCCAAGUUGGAAGGAGCUGGGGGCAGAGCGGGUGACGCCCACUGGAGAGGGGGAUGAACUGAACGGACAGGAGGAGGCCUUUUCUGUCUGGUCUCUCACUGCUCUCAAGGUGGGCGGACAAGGGAGGAUGCCUCUCUGUCUUAAAAGUGGAACUUAGCUACGUGUCGACGAUCAUGUUUGCAGUAUAUUUUAUAGUAUACAUAUUAACAUACUCCUGGUAUGUCUACUAUAUGCUCAAGUAACAUUACAAAAAAUACCUGUUAUGAUCUUUACUCUCAUAAGCAUUUGCAUAUCAUAUUGAUCUACAUAGUGUUUUUAAUCAUUGAGUCUAAGGACGCUUUCUCUGAUUCCAGGAUGCCUAUAAGGAGUUCAACAUCCAGGGACAGCUGAGUCUGCAGUUCCCUGGGGCAGAGCGACUCUGCGAGGCCUGGGACCCCCUGAGAUACCGCGUAGCACUGGAGAGCUGCCCCCAGGACCUCAUCACAGGUACUACACCUGGGCCAGGGGAUGGACAUUUGACAAGGGACUGGUGUAGCACUAUAAAGCAUUAUAAACUAGUCUUGUAUUUCAGUCAGCAAGUUGUAUGUGAUGAUUUUCACUGUCCUCUCUUUCACAGCACUUUCAGCCAUUCACUCUAAAACUGUCUUCCCCAUGAAACUGAAGAGCAAACAGAAUCUACAGAGCCCCCAUUCAAGGUUCAGUUCUUGUCAUCUAGCAUGUUAUUGUUGCAAUACUUUCAACGUUUUUGACAGGACUCCAUUUUGACAGGGUUUAAUUCAGCAUUGUCAUUUUUGUUUCUAGCCGGUCCACCAUUCUGGUGGAGCUGGAGAUGGAGAGAAGUGCAGAGGUCAUGAACUUUGCUCCAGGAGACCAUGUUGGUGUUUUCCCAGAGAAUCUCCCUCAACUGGUGGCUGGCAUCCUAAAGUUCCUUCCCCAUACGCCCCCAACCAACCAGUGCCUACGACUGGAAUACCGCUCUGACUCCUGCCUAGGUACAACACUAUUCAUUAAUAAUGGUGCUGAUUGAGGUAACCAUGGUAAAAUCAGAUUUUUGUGAGGAAGACAUCGUUUUCGAAAAAUUGGCACUGUUAAAAUUACUCUGCAUUUCUAUAUCCCAAAAGAUGACGAGAAAAACUGGCAGACUGUCGAACGCAUCCCAGCAUGCACUUUGUCUCAGGCGCUCACCUACUUCCUGGAUGUGACCACGCCCCCCUGUCAGAACCUCCUCCACAAGCUCUCUCAGUUGGCGAGACAGGACGGGCACCACCAGCGUCUACUGACCUUGGCAAAGGUAACUUCUGUUUGUCUCCAAGACUAGUGUUCAUUAUUGUCUUUUGAAAUAAAAAUGAAAUAUAUCAUGAAAGAAGAGGCUUUGACGUACCACCUAUUGGAAUUGUAUAGAAUUUAAGAAAAUAAAACAUUAUCCGUACAUGUAGCGCUAUUUCAUACAUAGAACUCUGUAAGCCUAUGCUCUUUCCAAAAAAUUGUAUCAACAGAUAUUUUGCAAGUUAUUUAGCUUCUGUCUUCAUUUGCCUUCAGGACUCUCGGGAGUACACGACCUGGAAGACGUUCGGCGUUCCCACCUUCCUGGAAGUUCUGGAGGAGUUCCCGUCUUUAGAACUCUCUGCAGCCUUUCUCCUCAGCCAGCUGCCCCUGCUCAAGCCCCGCCUCUACUCCAUCAGCUCCUCUCCUCAGCUCCACCCCAACGAGCUACAUCUCACUCUGACAGUGCUCAACUAUCACACACAAGGUACAGGACAUUAGAUUUCACAUUUUGGACAUUUAGCAAACACUCUUAUCCAAGGUACAGGACAGGGCAACUCAACUUAGAAAUGACAAUACAUCAGUUAUCAAAUGCUUUGAAAGGAAUCUGAACUGCUAUCUCUUGGCUAUGAAAGUAACUGUACUGUAUUUUUCUGGACUGUUCUUCCACUAGAUGGACAGGGUCCUCUUCACCAAGGGGUCUGCAGCACCUGGCUGGAUACCAUUAAGAAAGGAGACCUGGUACCAUGUUUCAUCUACAGGUAUAGAACAUACUGUAACAUACUGUAUAUCAGUAGGCUGGUACACUCUUCAAUUGCACCAAAUGCUAGGUUGUAACCUAUCCCCAAUUGAUUGAGAUUCUUAUUUAAAGUGAAGCUAACUGAUUAUGUGUUAUUGUUUACAGUUCAGGUGGGUUCCACCUCCCAGCAGAUCCCAGCACUCCAGUCAUUCUGGUGGGGGCUGGCAGUGGCAUCGCGCCCUUCCGAAGCUUCUGGCAACAACGGCUACAUGACAUGAAACACCCAGGUAGUGUGUGUGUGUGCCUGUCUGUGUGUCUGUCUGUGUGUCUGUUGAUACAAUCUCUCUGACCUUAAGGGCUAUGGUUUUGUCUUGGCAGGUUUCUCUGGAAGUCCUAUGAGCCUUGUGUUUGGCUGCCAGAGUUCAGAGACAGACCAUUUAUACAAAGAGGAGACACUGGAGAUGAGAAGGCUAGGGGUCCUGAAGAGUGUUACAUCCACAUAUUCCCGCCAGCCAGGUCACCCAAAGGUACUGUUGCAUGAAGUCAUUUUGAAACAAAUCAUGUACUGAGUGAGCGUUUGAAAAGCUUCAUUGAAUCUGAUUGGCUUGAGAUUCAAGUGAAGGUUGAAGCUUAAAAUGGUUCCUAUCUCCCUGUACUGUGCCUCCUAUUCCUAACCUUUGACCUCUGUGUGUGAGCAGGUCUAUGUCCAGGAUGUCCUUAGGGAGAGGAUGGCAGGGGAGGUGCUGAGUGUGUUGCACCAGAAGGAGGGUCACCUCUACGUGUGCGGGGGUGUGAACAUGGCCCAAGGAGUUACUCUAGCAGUACAGGAUAUUCUGAGCAGCCAGCUUGGCAUCACCCUCACCCAGGCAGGAGAAUACCUGGCCCAACUAAAGGUUGGUUCACCUUUCCUCUCAAUCACUAAUAUGAAAACUAAUGUGUAAUAAGUGGACAGUGUUUCACAGUGCUUUUAUGGUUUGUAUUUUUGUUUCUUUAUUUGCAGAUUCAUAAGAGGUACCAUGAGGACAUUUUUGGAGCCCAGUUUCAGAAGUGAGGUGGUCGGGCUCUGUUGGCUUGUGUGAAUAAACUCAAUGGAUGGAGAAAGAUCUACACAUAACAUGCAUUUUUCUCUCUUCCUGUGAUGCCCUGUUUUUGUUUUUGGUGAUAGAUUAUGAUUGUCACUUUGGAACAUGUAUGUAGCUGUUGGUGGUCCCAAAUAAACCAGCAGGCCAUCCUUUGGCCCUCUGCUUGAAAAAGUACCACAUUUUACAGUUUUCACUUUAUUUAUUUUUGCACUGUAAGUAUAAUUCAAAGAGAAGAUUAUAACAUUUACAUUCACGUGAUGAUAUUAAAGAUUGAAUAUAGAUGCAUAGGUGAUAAGUCUAUGUAGCGUUUGUGCAAUAUAACAGAAUGUACAGGAAUGUGGGAUUGUUGAAUCUGAAUUAUAAAUAAUGGAAAUAUGCUUGUAUACAGAAUGUGUUUUACAUGUUGUGAAC
Coregonus sp. 'balchen' is the source of this 10687-nucleotide messenger RNA. Lineage: Eukaryota; Metazoa; Chordata; Actinopteri; Salmoniformes; Salmonidae. The record is from the annotation of a GenBank genome assembly.